AUGUCGACGCGCUUCACCGUCGGCGAGCAUUUUUUGGGAAAACCGGCGAUGCCGGUGGAAUGUUCGCCGUACGAGUGGGAGGAUUCGUGCGACGAGACGAUCGUCGACACACUCGAAUUGCACUUCUUCUCGUUGCCGAUCGUGGCGUCGAAUUUGACGUCGCUUCUCGAUUUGGGCCUUCAGAUGGCGUCGUUGGUUGUGGCGAGUCGACGGAUCAAACAGACGUCGAAUUGCAAGACGACACCACUUGGCGAAUUGAUAUGCUUUGGUGAGAGCCAGGAGAAUGGCGAAAUCGCCACCCACACCGCCAUGCUCGUCUCGAAAUUGCUUCCAAAUUUGGUGUUGGGUUUUGAUCUACUCAGCCAGUUGGCUUCCGUUUUGUAUGUGGCGAUGAUGCCGCACGAUUUGCGGCUCCCGCUCAUGCUCGUCGUCGAUGGUUCGGGAGGAUCGGCCGACGAUUAUCUGAUCACAUCGUUUUGCCGUCGAAAUCGUCGCGGCGAGACCGUCUGCUAUAACACGGAUGAUGGCGACUCGUUGCUCAACGUCAACUGGUUCACGCCGUGGCUUCUCGGCGCCAAUUUGGUGCAGCUCAUCGAUGGCGUGGUGCAACUCGGCAAUUUGGUGGCGAUUCGCCAACGACCCGCAUCGCAAAAGUCGAACGACAAAAUCGCCGUCGAGAAUUGCGAGAUCGUCAAACGCGAGCUCAUAUGCGUCAAAGUGUUUCCGGUGGUCCUUCGAUUGAGCGCCGUCUCGCCGAUAGUGGUCCUUUUGAAUCUCAUCUCGCUCUUCAAUUUGAUCAACCAAUUAGCGUUUAUAAUUGUCUCAAUGAGUUUCGCGAUGUAUAAGAAGCUUCUCCUUUUUUUUUUCGUCGGCCAAACCAUGGUGAUGUUUUCGGCGCCCGAUGAUGUAUUCACACCGCGGCGCCAGCAACCGGGAAGUCUCGGCAAUUGCCCGCUUCUGCCGAACGGUAUGACCGCGUGUUUCGAUCGUCCGAAGACGAGCGAUCAGGAGGAGCUGCGACUCACCACCGUCUCGCCGAUCGUCGUUCUCAUGAAUGUGACGUUGUUUCUCGACAUCGCCUCGCAAUUGCUUAUGAUUUUUCGGUUUUGGUCGUCGUCGAUGUACAAAAAGGUGCGCGUUUGCUAG
Molecule: messenger RNA, 1146 nt
Organism: Caenorhabditis bovis
Lineage: Eukaryota; Metazoa; Nematoda; Chromadorea; Rhabditida; Rhabditidae
Source: the annotation of a GenBank genome assembly